CCGUGUAGGCCGCAGUGAAGCCUGAACUCGAGUAGGGCCCAAGCCAGCCAGGAAGGAGGAGGCAGCCAGAGUGUUCUCUGCAGCAGAAGACCUCUUGCUGCCCUGCUCAACCCAGACCAGCAUUUGCCAGCUGACAAGCAACAGGCUGGUACAUCCUAGCAGUGUUCUCUCCACUGUCGUCACUGAAGGCAAGAUUUCCUUGUGUACAUUUCUCUUUGUUGCUGUUGUUAGGCAUCUAGUACAUUCCAUUGCCCUUGAUUAGUUUACAGGGAAAGAGUGUGUGUGUCAUAAAAGUAGAGAGGAACAGGCAGAACGAGCAGAAGGUUGAUUUACAACAGGUUUUAUUGUGUGGCUGGAGGUUGGGUCAGGGGUGUAGCAAGGUUGGAGUGGGCCCAGAGACAAGAUUUUAAAAUGGGCCCCCCCGCUGAUAUACACACACAAACACACUUCACACUAUCUAGUGCACUCACACUCACAUCCCCAUUAUGAAUAUGGUGAAUACUUAGUUCACAUUGAAUUGAGUUUCUUUUACUCUCUGCUCCUGCCGAUCUCCAAGAGACACAACAUAAUUCAUAGGGGGUGCAACAUGGGUGGGCGAGGAGUCAUGUGAUCUGCCUCUGGGGAUCCCCUCGAAGCAGUGGGGCCCCAAGACAACUGCUUCCCCUUGCCUAAUGGUAGUUACGCCCCUGGGUUGUGUGGUAUCUGGUAGCUUCACUUAGGGGCCUUGAUUCCUUGUGUACUGUAUUUACCUGAACAGAUGCCAACUCUGAAUUUAAGACAAUGCCUUAGAAGAUAGCAGUUAAAUACAAGUUAUACCUGUGUUUACUCAAAGGAAAGAGGACUUUGACUCUUAAGAUGACCCCCCCCAUUUAGCAUGAAAGAACUAGGGGGGAAACAUCAUCGUAGAUUCAGGCCAAUUGGGUCCCUGGGCAUAUAAAACUUGAAGGCAUGAUACAGGAAGCAGAGCUGGAGGAGAGCUACCCAGGCAAAUUCAGAGGCUGGAACAAACCAGAAAGAUGCCAAAGAAGCUCUUCUCAUUUCUUCGCUUCUUGGUGCUCUUGCUUGGCUUUGCAAUCAUUUGCUUAGGAGCCUUUUGCAUCUCUACAGAUGCCUCGGCCUGCAAGUGCAAUAGCUUGCCAGUUGCAUAUUUCCUAUUACCCUUGGGGUUCUUUCUUCUCCUUGUUGGGAUUUUCUGGAGCACUUACCAUGAGGCCAGCAAGCACAAGAGCUUAUUCCGCAGCAUUCUGCAGGAAAAUCCGAGAUCGCGCAAUAGUGACAUUUAUACCAUAGACAGGCCUGACUUUUACCCUCCAUCUUAUGAGGACAGCACUGAUCCUGAAAAGCAGACUUUCCCACUGCCAGUCUGUCACCUGCAGCAAGAGAAGGAUAUGUACAACAUGCCUCCACCUCUGUACACGGAAAGCAGCCUGGAGUUUAUUGAGGAAGCCAGCCCUCAGGGUCAACACCCACCGUCAUAUGAAGUUUCGGUGCAGCAGCAAGCUGCCAAACAAGACUGUGCUUGAAGAGACUUCUCAUUGCUAAUGAAGCAGGCUGUCAAAGGACUCGAGGAGGAGAUAAGCCAUGCCUUUUCUGGGACAUAGGCAAUAGAUAGGGCACUGUGUGCAAAGUGCUGUUCAGGACAACAGAGGACAGUGCUCUUCCACCCACUGGGUGCAAAGAGAGUCCUGAGAUAGCACUCAGUGAUUGGCCAUGUGGCAUUAGAGAGGUUAUUUCAGAAACACCAGCAAAACCUGGUGUAGCUAAGGUUCUGGAUGAUGUGUAGUAUAUUCUAGGCCCACUGGCUGAUUGCAACAUGGGAUCUCUGUGUUUACAUCUUGUGGUGUUACUCUGCCCAUAUUAAGAAAUCAUUGAAAGAACCAAUGUUAUCAAGGGCAACAACAGAAGCAGGAUGAGGUACAAAAGACAGGGAUGUUUCUGGGGCAGGAGGCAAGACUAAAAAAGAAAUCCAAAGCAAAACAUUGUUGUCUAGUGAUGAAUGAGGGAGACAUAAAUACAGUGAGUGAGAGAGAUAUCAGCUGUGUUGUUAAUGUGGGGGACAUGUUUUAUUCUGCCUUUGGCAUUUACAAGUAAAAGAGGCUUUCCCCCAAAGCUGAAAACUCUUAAGCAGCCUUAUUUGCUCUGUGGGCAUUCUUCUGUGCCAAAAUGAAAUGCAUAGGCCUUAUAAUAGUGAUUUGGCAAGAUUUAAUGAAAUUAAGACUAAUUCGUACUGGACAACAACAUUCUAUAGUCCAGGAAAGCUGAAAGACUAGUUUAAGCUCAAAUGGUAUAACUUAAUGAUAUAUGUAAGUUAAGCCAUUUAAAUACAUAUCCUUCUGUUUAUUAGUUUAAUCACAUUAAUCUUGUAUUUAAUCACUGUAGCACUUCUGGUCAAGAUCUGUACCUGGGACAUAUGGACCUAAAGGCCUGUUCAGACAUUAAGCUGCACUUGUGUAUAGAUGUCUGCACACAUGUAUAUAUGUUGGUGUGAAUGACCAUACCUGCAUUCAUUUAAAAAAUAAACAUGGGUACAGGCCCCCUCAGAAGCAAGGUACAGUAGUACAAUGCUUGUACUACUCUACAUGUGUUUUGUGUGUGAAUAAUUGUACAGGUGGACCUCGUUAUCCACAGGGGUUCCGAUCUCUGCUAGAACCGCAGAUAACAGAACUGUGAAAAAUGAGACCUUGAGGCUAUGGGAAUUGGGGAGUUAGGUUUCUGGAGGUUUAAAAAGUGCUUUAAAAUUGCAGAAAUAAUAGUAAUAAAGAGUCAUACCAUGCUCUGUGGGUUUCCAGCUGUCCCAUGGCCCCCAAAAGCCCAGAUAGUGGGUUUUUUUAAAAAGAGCCACAAAAUGGCUCUUUUCAGCAAAAUGGUGGUCAGAAAUGACCUCAGAGGUCAUUUCCAGCCACCUAGGAACCGUAGAUAUGUGGAUUUUACCACCCCCACCCUACGCAUAUACCGAGGUCAGGUCUUCAUCGUCUGACCAUGGAUAUGCGAAACUGCAGGUGUUGGGAAUGUGUGUGACAAGGUCCACCUGUAUAUGCAUACAGAUUUGUACAUAUAUACACUGUACACAGAUUGUACAUGAGUUGAACAUAACAUUUGAAUAGGGGCUUAGGUUACAGUGUAUUUGCCCCAACCAUAAAGGCAUGUGAAAAAAAGCAUUUGUUGUAUAACAUAAGAUGCAAUAUGCUGCUAAGCACCUUUUCUUUUUUCAGUCUCAUUUUCUUUUUAAAAAAAGGAUAAUCAUCUUCAAUAAUGUAUUAGAAAAUUUUCCAUUAUGUACCCCUUGGUUACCCCACUCCAACUGGCUUCCAGACCAGAUCUUAAAGAAAAAGUUCCUGGUUAAACAUAACUGAAUUCUAGAUAAGAUUUUAAGAGCUCGUUAAAACACAGGUAAAACAAAGAUCUUACAAACUUGAGCAAAUGCAUUUCAGUGUUAAAACAUCAUUGUCAAUGCUCUAUCUCGAACAGCUCUUUAAGAUCUGUUUAAGAGACAAUGAAAUUUAUUGGUCUAUAAAAAAAACUUGUUCUGUAGAGUCAUCUCCUCCUCUUCCCCUCUUUUUGGAUUGGUUUCAGUUGAUGUAUUUAAUCUCAAGAGUUUCCAGCUGUUUGAGAUAGAGCAUUGUCAAUGAUGUUUUAAUAUUGAAACAUGGUUGCUCAAGUGUGUAUGAUCUUUGUUUUACCUACGCUUUAAAGAGGUCUUAAAAUCUUAUCUGGAUUAAGGUAGACUGUGUAUAUCAUUACCACUAUAUUGUCUCAUAACUGAACUGUUUCUAGUUAAAAUAGCCAACUAGGAUAUGGAAUCCAUGGACACUUUCAUUAUAAAAAAUACCAGUGAAUAGUGUGCCUUAUGUCAAUAUUCAUUAAUAUCUCCUGUGGAGCUUAGGCACCAACUUUGUUUUCUGUUAGCACUGGCUAACUUGGGGUGGGGGGUGGGGAAGGAAUUUCUUGGUUAACUAUCUAACAGUUUUACUUUUGGAUGGUAAUGGAAUCUUUGUACUGUGUUUGAGGUUAUCUGGUUUACAUACUGUUUUAAUAUUUCAUUGCACUCACUUUUUUACAAUAAAGUUUUGAAUUUGAA
Molecule: messenger RNA, 4078 nt
Organism: Hemicordylus capensis (graceful crag lizard)
Lineage: Eukaryota; Metazoa; Chordata; Lepidosauria; Squamata; Cordylidae
Gene: TMEM252
Product: transmembrane protein 252
Exons: 4
Coding region: 1017-1523 (168 amino acids)
Source: RefSeq, a predicted model, not a curated record